Molecule: messenger RNA, 1235 nt
Organism: Melanaphis sacchari
Lineage: Eukaryota; Metazoa; Arthropoda; Insecta; Hemiptera; Aphididae
Product: protein ALP1-like
Exons: 2
Coding region: 177-1220 (347 amino acids)
Source: RefSeq, a predicted model, not a curated record
GUAGUUCAGAGUGGGAAGAGGAAUUAGAAACUGCAGCUGUUUUUGCAGUUUUGGACGAAGAAAAUAAAAAAUCCACCCGAUCGUGCUGGGUACACGAUAUUAAUAAAAAAAGGUUAAAAUUGGGAGAAUUCCAUCGUCUAGUUCAAGAACUACGAAACGAUCCAAGACGAUUUCAUAUGUAUUUCCGAAUGACGAAAGAAGAAUUUGAUUAUGUACACGACCUUAUUAAAAAAGACAUACAAAAACAAAGCACACAAUUUCGAAAACCUAUUAGUACCGAAGAAAGGUUAGCUGUUUGUUUGAGAUUUUUAGCGUCAGGAAACUCCUUUAGAAGUAUUGGUUUCAAUUACAGAAUGGGUUUCAGUACAGUUAGAGAAAUAGUUAAAGAAGUUUGUGAGGCAAUAUGGGACAAUUUAGGGCCACUUGUUAUGCCAGAACCCACAGAGGAAAUGUGGAAAAAAGUUGCAGAAAGAUAUAAAACCAUGUGGCAUUUUCCAAACUGUAUAGGGGCUAUAGACGGUAAGCACAUCAAUAUACAGUGCCCUAUUAAUGCCGGAUCCACGUAUUACAAUUACAAGGGAAGCCACUCUAUUGUUCUAUUAGCGAUAGUAGAUGCAGACUACAAGUUCAUUACAAUUGAUGUCGGAUCGUACGGAAGGAACAGUGACGGAGGAAUUUUUUCUAACUCAAUUAUUGGUAAAAAGUUGCACAACAACACACUCAAUAUACCAAAACCUAAUCCUUUAUUAGAAAAUGGAGAUCCGUUACCAUAUGUCUUUGUCGGAGAUGAAGCGUUUCCAUUAAAACCGUAUUUGCUGCGUCCAUACAGCAGAAAUAGUUUAGGAGACAAUGAACCUAAUAAAAUAUUUAAUUAUAGAUUAUCACGGGCACGACGUGUCGUUGAAAAUGCUUUUGGAAUUCUAGCUGCAAGAUGGAGAUGUUUCCGAGGUCACAUUGAAGUACAACCAGAAUUCGUUGAUAAAAUUGUUCUCGCAUCUUGCUGUUUACAUAAUAUGUUGUGCACAGACAAUGAGUUUGAACCCGACUUAGAAUUAAAUCAAGUUCCAGAAAAUGCUUUUUUAAAUAUAGAUGCUCUACGAAGAAAUAGCACUCGAGAAGCAACUCAAAUUCGAGACGCAUUUAAAGAUUAUUUCAAUUCUGAUGCUGGUAGUGUAGUAUGGCAAGUCGAUAGUGUUAGAAAAGGAAGAAUACAUACUUAGUUUAAUUCUUACGAC